AUGUUUGUAUUCACAUCUGGGCUUGAGAGUCAUGAGCCCUUAGCUUCGUUAUUCAAAAGUCAAGGAUGUGGACCUCAUACAAUGCAUGUAUCGCGGCAAACAAAAAAAAUAGCAAGAAACAAAUUCAAAGGUGCAAUAGGGAUGCCGAUAUGGUGCUUAGGGAGAAAGCGAAUUGCCCCCACGAGGCUUUCACAGCUUGGGCCUUCCAUCGUUUUAGACAUCAAAAAAGGAAAAACGAAGGAAGUUCUAGCUGCAUUGCUUGAUGAUAACAUCAAUGUGAAAGAUGAUUGUGGAGAUACGGCACUUCAUUUGAGCAUUGCUUUUCAUAAAUUCAAAAUUAGUGAUGAACUGUUGAAGGCGAGGGGUCUUGAUGUCAAUGCUGUCAACCUGAAGUCACAAACUCCGUUUAUGGUUGCAAUUCUACACAAGAAUACCGACGCCCUCAAUAAGCUUCUUAAGCGGCACGCGCAGGAACUCAAUCCAAGAAUCUGCGAUGGUGAUGGAAAUAACUUUCUUCACUAUGCAGCGAAAAAAUCACUCAAUUCUAAAAUAAUUCUUGCAACUAUGAAAUCAUUGGAAGCCCUUCAUGGAGAUUUGUCCCCGUUAGCAAUUCAACAGAAUUCAUCUGGAAAUACUCCAUUCCAUGUUGCAAUCGAGCAUGGGUCGUUGGGGAUCGCAGACCUUCUUUUAUCCAUGAACAAAGAUCUCUUGGACUCUCAAAACAAGGAUGGAGAAACGCCUCUUGGAGUCGCAUUCAGAGUUGGGAACGAUCAGCUAACUGCCAUGCUCUUGAGUCUUUCAUCAACUUAUCCGCCCGAUCUUCUCCUUCGCAUCGUUGAAAGCAACAUGCACGUUCUAUUAGAGCAACUCUACAAAGCAACGGAUCCAAAGGGAAAUAGUUCGAGUGUGUUGGGAUACUCAUUUCAACGGUCGUCUUUGGAAAAGAUCAGGCAACUGAUAAGCGUCUACAACGAGAAUGAGCUCAUCCAUAAUUGUAUCAAAAAAGGAAGAAUUGAAUUAAUUAGAAUAUUCCUUUCGUUAAAAAAUAUUGAUCUAACGCUUCUUGAUAAAGAGGAGUUCGAUACUCCUCUGAUGUUGUCCCUGAAAUCUGAGUUCUACAGGGCAGAUAUAGUGCGUCAACUGCUCGACUGGCUGGUGUUUAAGAAACAAAUGUGUGAUUCGGUCGGUCAAGUGAAGUCGCGGAAUAGCACGGACGAUCUACCAAUAUGGAGCGUCUACGUGACUGGAAUACUCAAUAGACCGAAUAGCAAGAGGCUCACACCUCUAAUGCAAUUAUUUCAUUGUUCAGCCAUGGGAGAUGAAAUGGUGGCGCCGUGUAUUCAACAGCUACUCAAUCUUGGUGCUGACCCAACGCUUUUUGACGAAAAGGGAAAUACGGCGCUAGCAAUGGCUGUGUGUCAGGGAAAUGUGAGGGCUGUUGAAUUAUUAAGAAUAGCAGGAGCGUCGGCAACUGUGGUGAAUCAAGACGGCAUAAGCGCAGCAGAUAUCGCACUGGAACAACAAGAUGAGGAAUUAGUUGAUGCUGUUACAGCCGAUAUCGAUGUUCUGCUAAAGCGUCAAAAAAGAUGA
This is a messenger RNA of Condylostylus longicornis, 1590 nucleotides long. RefSeq names its product alpha-latrotoxin-Lhe1a-like. Bases 1 to 1590 code for a protein of 529 amino acids. Gene Ontology annotation, molecular function: protein binding. The record is from RefSeq and is a predicted model, not a curated record. The transcript has 4 exons. NCBI's taxonomy places the organism in Eukaryota, Metazoa, Arthropoda, Insecta, Diptera, Dolichopodidae.